Osmerus eperlanus (European smelt) is the source of this 2407-nucleotide messenger RNA. It is a transcript of the gene acsm3, whose product is annotated as acyl-CoA synthetase medium chain family member 3. NCBI's taxonomy places the organism in Eukaryota, Metazoa, Chordata, Actinopteri, Osmeriformes, Osmeridae. Gene Ontology annotation, cellular component: mitochondrial matrix. The transcript is spliced from 15 exons. Gene Ontology annotation, biological process: acyl-CoA metabolic process; fatty acid biosynthetic process. The record is from RefSeq and is a predicted model, not a curated record. The coding region runs from base 407 to 2155 and encodes 582 amino acids. Gene Ontology annotation, molecular function: fatty-acyl-CoA synthase activity; fatty acid ligase activity.
ACAGUAGAUAAAAAAAACUGGGAUUUGAUUCGUGACGAAUUCAUUGUUGCGCUUGAUUGAGAUAUGUCUCGGCUACCGGAGACUUAAUCAAUGUACAGAUUGCUGUAAUAUUAAACAACAUAGUGUUUCUGAUCGGGCUCAGUCACCUCCGCUUACGUACGUUGUUUGCGUAAAUCACAUUCACGUACGGUGGAAUACCGUAGAAUACAGCUGCAGUAACUACUGUAAACUUCAGUGUGUUUUUGGAACUGAAAACCCGAGCAGUGAAACACACUUGCAAUGCAAAUAUUUGGGUGCUGAAGUGCCAUCUUAUUGUCAUAUCCAUGAUGUCAAAUUAGAGUCACGUCCAUAUCCACAGCGUGAGAUCAGCCCAGCCUGGCUCGAGAACAUUUAAAACGUUUUGAAGAUGGGGACACUUGGUAUCUUGCCAUCCAAAUGUCAAACCAUGCUCAGUUUUUCAAGGCUAGCUACAUGUCAGUUCUACAGACAUAAGGCAACUCUUCCUCAGAACUUCACGGACUAUGAGAGCAUCAAACAAAACUACAACCCCCAGAUUCCAAAGUAUUUCAACUUUGCAAAGGAUGUUCUUGACGUGUGGGCAGAGAGAGAGAAGAGUGGAGAGAAACCAACCAACCCCGCUCUGUGGUGGGUGAAUGACAGGAGGGAAGAGAUCCGAUGGAGUUUUGAGGAGUUAGGGUUCCAUUCCAGAAGACUGGCUAACGUUCUGUCGGGCCCCUGCGACCUCACCAAGGAGGACCGUGUGUUCCUCAUCCUCCCGAAGGUUCCAGAGUGGUGGCUGGUCAACGUCGCCUGUCUCCGGACGGGUACAGUCCUGCUACCAUGCACCGCUCAGCUGACAGCCAGGGACAUCCUCCACAGGCUGCAGAGCUCCAGGGCCCGCUGUGUGGUCACAGACGAGUCUCUGGCCCCCCUCCUGGACUCUGUGGCCCCUCAGUGCCCCUCCCUGCAGGCCAGGAUACUGGUGUCCCACAGGAGGAGAGAGGGCUGGAUGAACUUUGGAGAUCUGUUGAGUAAUGUCUCCAGUGACCAUGUGUGUGUGGAGACUGGCAGUGAGGACCCGAUGACCAUCUUCUUCACCAGUGGGACGACAGGCUCCCCUAAGAUGACCCAGCACAGCCACUCCAGCUAUGGCUUAGGCCUCACAGUCAACGGAAAGUACUGGUUGGACCUGACAGAAAAGGACAUCUUGUGGAACACGUCUGAUACGGGCUGGGCCAAGUCAGCGUGGAGCAGUGUGUACGCCCCCUGGACUCAGGGCUCCUGUGUGUUCGUACAUCACAUGCCCCGCUUCGACAGCUCCACCGUCCUGCAGACACUGUCCAACUAUCCUAUAUCUACAUUCUGUACUGCUCCCACUGCAUACCGGAUGCUCGUACAACAUGACAUAUCCAGAUACAGCUUCCAGGCCUUGCAGCAUUGUCUGUGUGCAGGAGAGCCAAUCAACCCAGAGGUGAUGGCCAAAUGGAAGGAGACCACAGGAUUGGACAUUUAUGAAGGAUAUGGACAAACUGAAACGGUUCUGAUAGCUGGUACCUUCAAGGGGAUGAAGAUCAAGCCCGGCUCCUUCGGAAAGGCGUCUCCCCCUUAUGAUGUGCAGGUAGUGGAUGAAGCUGGUGAAGUCCUGCCCAGAGGAGAGGAGGGGAACCUGGGAAUCAGAGUGAAACCACACAAGCCCUUCUCUCUAUUCACUGAAUACACGGGGGACCCUGAGCGUACAGCUGAGUGCUACAGAGGGGACUUCUACCUGACAGGGGACAGGGGCUUCAUGGACGAGGACGGCUACCUGUGGUUUGUGGGCCGGGCCGAUGAUGUCAUCCUGUCAGCUGGGUACAGGAUUGGUCCGUUUGAAGUGGAGAACGCUCUGAUAGAGCACAAGGCUGUCGCGGAGUCUGCCGUAGUCAGCAGUCCACACCCAAUCAGAGGAGAGGUAGUGAAAGCGUUUGUCGUGCUGACAGAAGAGUACAAGUCUCACGACCCGGACCAGCUGGUGACAGAGUUGCAGGCACACGUGAAGAAAGUGACCGCUCCUUACAAGUACCCUCGCAAGGUUGAGUUUGUGGAGCAGUUGCCGAAGACUGUGAGUGGUAAGAUCAGACGGGUGGAGCUACGCAACAGGGAAUGGGGACGAUCCUGAGAUCAUCAAUACACACACCGGUCUUUUAAAAAAUGGGAAUAGUCUUCUAGUUAAAUCAAAACCUGUAAUGUAACAUGUAAUGACUGCUCGCUGCUACCAUAAGGGGCCAUUGAAGUCAGGUAAACAAAAUGCAAAAAUCAGAAAUCUAUGCAAAAAUCACAUUUUACUGACGCCACUUUAUUCAUUAUGUAGCUUGUUGUCGAUUGUACUUUAUAUGUGUCUUCAAGUAAAUUAUCCUUUUAAAGCAGUUAA